UUUCAAUACAGCAAUGCCACUUCAUAUCUCAUCCAAACACAUCACGCUACCAAACGAUUCGACUCCACUGGAAUAAAUUCACAAAAGAUCUAAACCAACAGGGAUUUAGAACCCUACGCCGUAUCUUUCCGCGGGGACGGAUUCAACAAAAAGGUUUACGCCGUUAAUUUUCCACCCUGGAACACCUUUAAGCAAAGAGGGAUUACUUCACAAUCCUCGACAGAGAUUCGAGACUGUGGAGAAACCUUUGGAGCAACCAAAUUCAUCGAGAACAGAUCACCGGACGAAGACAACAACAACAUCCGUUCAGAUAAAAAUGGCGAGCAAGGCAGUAAAGACUAGUGAGAAUCAGAAGAAGAGAAGAUCACGUGAUGCAGCUCGAUCCAGGAGAGGACAGCAGAAUGAUGAGUUUGUGGAGCUUGCCAAUCAGCUGCCAUUGCCUGCAGGACUGUCAUCGCAGCUUGACAGAUUGUGCAUCAUGCGGCUGGUCAACAGCUACAUUAAAAUGAAAAACCUUCUUCAAUCUCUGGUGUCCCAAGACACAAAGAAGAUUGUCUCUCUUAAUGUAGCAGAUACCAUGGUAUACGACAAGGCGUCACUGGAGGCACUAGAUGGGUUCGUCUUUGUUGUAACACCAGAUGGCCAGUGCAUUUAUGUGUCAGAUAACAUAACCCAUUAUAUGGGACUCACACAGAUUGAAGUAACUGGUAACAGUUUCUACAAAUAUAUCCAUCCCUGCGAUCAUGAAGAACUGUCCAAUCAGCUUGGAGGACAGAUUCCACUGGAAGACAUGGAAAUCUUUGAUGGCCUGUUCUGCUCUGAUUCUGUCUUUAUGAUGAGCAACCACCUGAAGGGCGGAUCAAAAAAAUCCAUCCAUGAGAACCCACACAAGUCAUUCUUCUUGCGCAUAAAAAGCACAUUGACGAGCAGAGGAAAGAAUGUUAACCUUCGAGCCUCAACCUACAGAGUCGUCCACUGCACUGGUUGCAUGAAAAUGUCUGUGAAAGUGUCAGACUCAGGAGAAGAAGAAAAGGUUCCAUUAUUCAUGGUCGCCAUUGGAGUACCACUUAUGUUCACAUCCACUUUUGAAGUUCCGCUGGACAGAGCCACAUUUACCAGUCGUCACAGCCUUGACAUGAAAUUCCUUUCAUGUGAUGACAGUGUAUCAGACCUCCUUGGUUUCACACCAGCAGAGAUUGUUGGCAAGUCUUGGUAUCACUUCCAACAUGCAUGUGACUUGGACACAGCAUUAGCAUGUCACAAGACAUUGCUGACCAAGGGGCAGUCUGUGAGCAAAUACUACCGAUUCUUGGUUCGUAAUGGAGGAUGGGUGUGGCUUCAGACCAAGGCCAACAUUGUUUAUGACAGUAAGACAUGCCAGCCGCAGUUUGUCCUCUGCACAAAUUACAUCAUCAUGAGAGUUGAUGAGAAGGAUUUUGUACUGUCCACUGAACAACUCAACCCCAUUCCUGCUCCUCUGGGUCUGGACCUUGUGGUGAAAAAAGAAAAUGAAAAGGGAAGGGGAAGGGGAACUAGGAGAAAACAUUCCAUUGUGCUGGAGGAACGUACCAAGGUGCUGAAGGCAACAGCUAAUGAACAGCGUCCAAGUGCAGACAUCAAACCAAAGAAGGAGAGCAACCUAAAAUCCUGCUGUAUGAAGACACUCCCAAAACAGGCAGCAAAGAAAUCCUGUCAGUGUCUUGAGGAUGUUGACUGUGAGCAUAUUAAUUUUCAGGAGUGCAUUCCAGUGGCAUGGGACACCAAUGAUGACCUCAUUGAGCAACAAAAGGAAUAUGAAGAGCUGCUGCAAACACACUAUGGUGUUACUGAUGACUUUCCCAGUCCCACCCAGUCAGAAAACAGCACUGCUGAAAAUAGAGUCCCCUACAUUCCUUCUCCAAGUAACGACCAAAACAUUGACAAAGGGAAGGUAGCUAAUGAGGAGGAAGAAAAUUUUGAUGAACGUGCUCCAUUUAUUCCACUUUCUAUCAUGGACUCAGAGCUGGAUUGUGAUGAUCAUUUAAUAGUUGAGAUUCCUUUCCUUGAUUCACCAAUGAUACCAUCACCCUCAUCAUGGCUACUAAAUGCUGACGAAAGCAUUCCAUCUCCAGGAAGUUCUGGUAUGCUGCCUCCAGCCAACCCUCCACCCUACAACUGUCGCCCUAGUCUGUCAAACUCAAGCUCACCUGUGUUAAACAGAAAGGAGAUCCCUAUGGCUGUUAAACGCAAUGGGUAUGUGACAAACGAGACAGCUUACAAAGGGAAAGCACUGUUUCCAAACAUCAGUCCCUGGGAGGCUGAAGUGAAUGCACCAGUUCAGAAUAUUAAUCUUUUGCAAGGUGAAGACCUGCUUGAAGCGCUUGAAUGUGGCGACUUCUUGUGACCUUUGACUGAUAGACUAAAGCCACCUGUAUGUCUCAUCUAGGAGUGACAGUCGGAGGACCUAUUUCAAUUAUCUGUAGGUUAUAUACUCAACUUUACAAGUUGUUUGCAUUGAAUUUCUGAUUGUAUAGCAAUAUGCAAUUCCAGUAAUCUUCAUCAGGGAACGUAUGUCACUGAUUCACUCAUAUUUAGCUUUAAGUUUGGAAUUUUUUAGUUUGUUUUUCUGUUUGAUGAUAGAGUGGUGGAGUGGUGAGCCUUAUGGACUCCGAAUAGAAAGGUUCGAGCCCUGGCCGAGUCCUAAUGCAUGACAUGUUACCCUCCUACUGCCUCUCUCCACCCAGGGCAGGGUUGUUUAAAGCUGGGUUAAGAUAACCUUGGGUUAGUGCGAUAUCUGGUUUCGGAUCUGAAAGCUCUAAAGAAAAUUUAGUAUAAUUCCUUUGAAGUACAAUUCAAUGAUUGAAUGCUCCAAAAAGAAUAGAAAAAAGUAUCAGAAACAGCUUUUGAACAAAGGAAUAACUUAAGAAACUCAGAUUAAGAAUCUGACGUUGGGUUUGGGCUAAUCAGCCUUUGAACACCUGGGCCUGCAGAAAUAGAAAUGGGUACCAGUUAGCUUUCAGGGAAAUCCAAAAUAACUGAGGAGGACUGGGGAAUAGCUGUUAUGGACUGUCAUCCUAUCCCAUGUAGAUAUACAACUAGAAAUAUGUACAAAUCAGGGAUAAGCAACCACAGGCCACAGUUUUGAGCUUCUUGGUCUUAAGAUUUAAGAAUACCUUUUUUUCCUUAAUAGGGAAAUAUGAAUAAGCAAUAAAGUUACCUGUACUGAUGUGGUGUAGACAAACUUUUUGCAAGUUGAUUGUGUUGUGUUUGCCACUCAACAGAUUUUUGACAUGUUUUCCAAAUGUGAGGCACACUAGAAGGCAACUUGACAGUAUAUAACAAUAUUAAAAAAUUGUCUCAAGUUUAGGAAAAAGAUAUCUUUAGUGAGUUCUCAUUCAGAAAUUUAUGCCUGCUGCAUUUGCAGAGAAGGUGUCUAAAACCUUGUUGAGUGGCAGGGUAACAAUUAUCACUACCAGUUUUUGAUUCUGGUGAAAAAGAAGCAUACUGAGUUAAAUCAUUCUUCAAAGAGCAAAAUCUUAAGCUGUGCCUCACAGAUACCAAGGCAGUAAAUGCAGAAAAUCCUAGGAGCAGGACUUAUUUCUCAACUGCAGUUGGUUAUCAAGUUUAAAAUUGUCCAGACUGUUUGGAUUCAAACAAAAGAACUUGUAGCUUCACUCAGCAGGUUUAAUGACACUAAGAUUGUCCUCGUAGAGUGGUAUUUUAAAUUGUGUGUAUACAUUCAGUCACAACAGUAUUAGUCCAAAGAAAACAUAGUGUUUUAUAGUAGCUUCAAAAUUAGUUGUAGUAUACUACAAGAUUUUACUCAUAUAGUGCAGUAUUGAAUGUAGUGUAUGUCUAUGGCUGAGUGCAUUGUGUGCCUCCUUUGUUUUCUUUGUGGUGGUGUGAAUGUUUGUCCUACUGAUCACUUGAUGGCUUCUUUGUGCCUGUGUCAGUUUGGUCAUUUGGGAAUGGAAUGUUCUAAAGGGAAUCAAAUGUUAUAAAGAUCUGCAUUAGGAAUUUUGUAACUUUACAGUGUAGUGUGUUUGAAUGCUCUUGUUGGUCUGCUAGUCUAACUUGCAGAGGUGUGUGGAAAGCCUUCAAUGUAGAAUCACAAUUUAUUUCACCAAUAGUGAUGCAUAUAAACUUAAAAAAAAAAAGUAUUGAGUGAUUGAUAUAGCUACAGGCAUAUUUAGUAAGGUUGUAUUGUUGGCAAAAACUGACAACUUGAGUAAACUUCUCAAGAGCUUUACAUCUUUGAAUUCUUCAUCAUUAAAAUCAAAACAUGUACAGGUAUA
Stylophora pistillata is the source of this 4274-nucleotide messenger RNA. Its product is annotated as hypoxia-inducible factor 1-alpha. Gene Ontology annotation, molecular function: DNA-binding transcription factor activity, RNA polymerase II-specific; RNA polymerase II transcription regulatory region sequence-specific DNA binding; protein dimerization activity. Gene Ontology annotation, cellular component: cytoplasm; transcription regulator complex; nucleus. The record is from RefSeq and is a predicted model, not a curated record. Gene Ontology annotation, biological process: regulation of transcription by RNA polymerase II; cellular response to hypoxia. Lineage: Eukaryota; Metazoa; Cnidaria; Anthozoa; Scleractinia; Pocilloporidae.